GGAGGCAGGGAGUGGUCCAGCAGUGUGUGCUUGCUGCUUGGGCGGAUAGGUAGGCUCUUCGUCGGCCUCCUCUCGCACUCAAGACUCAUCAGCUAGCCGUCUCUCUUCAGUCCCCUGGACACGCUAGCUAGGCUCCGGCCAAGAGGAGCAACCGGAGAGGGCUGCGUGUGUACAACGUACGGCGGCGACACAGAAGCGGCGGCGCUACCGCACGGCCGCGGGUGACAGGAUGCACCGCCGCAGCUCACGGCCGGGGACUAGCUAGUAGCUAGCCAGCCGCCAAGGAGCCGCCGUGCCAUCCAGCUCGCCGCUGGCCCAUUCAUGACGAAUCGCUGCGGACAGGGCUGGUCGCCGAUGGCGCGCGCACAAGGGUAGAGCGACAGAGAGGGCAAGCUAGCGUGUGGUGCCAUGAUAUUCCAGGCCCUGUGUGGCUUCCUUCCAUUUCUGGAUGCCAUCAGUGAUUCGGUGACCAAUCUUCACAGCUCCAUUGCCUUCGAGGGCCCUGUUUACAGUAGGCAGUACGUCAGUGGUCUCAACGACAACGUCGACAACGAUGAAGCUAAAUCCACCCGUGUCAUCGAGGACGACGACAGCGACGACGCGCUCGUCUGGCAGCUCUGCUGGACGCUAGAUUUGCUCGACACGAGCCACGCCCACGUCGACCUUGUGUUCCCGUGCGCGUGCCGCGCACACACUGCAAGUGUUGCCGGCAGCAGACCCAGGAGCAGGAGCAGCCGUGGCGGCAGCUCGCUGCGGAGGCUGGCGGCGACGGAGCACCUGACGUACGCCGUGGUGGUGGCCACGCUGCAGGUGUUCCUGCACCUGACCCGCGCCAACAUCACCGCGCUGUUCCUGCCGAUGCUGGCGCAGGCCACUGGCGGUGGCGGCUGCGGGCGCAGCAGCGCCGCGCAGAUGAUGGGCGACGCCGUGGUGGUGGUGGUGACCACCUGCGGCGUCGUCGGGUCCGCACUCGCCGCCAGGGAGCUCGGCCGGGAGGCCAUGUGCGCCAUCAGCGGCGUCCUCGUCGUCCUCUGCCAGGUGGCGGUUCCGGCGAUCAUGGCGGCGCAAGCGGGGCUGAGCCUGAGCCUGAGCGGCGGCGGCGGCGGAGCGCGGAUGGCGGGCGGGCACGCGGCGGAGACGUUGGCGCUGGCGUGCGCCGUGUCGGGCGGGUUCGGCUGGGCGUGGGGCGCGCAGUUCUGGGCGGUGCCGGGCGAGGGCAUCCGGUCCGUGGGGCAGGCGGGCGGCGCGGCGCUGGGAUUCGGGCUCGGCUUUGCGCAGAUGCAGUGCUUCCUGCUCACGCUGCGCCAGCUCAAGCACGCCGCCUUCGCGUACUACGCCGUCUGGAUCUGGUCCUGACCCGCGCGCCGUGACCCGCACGACGCCGCCGGCGGGGCCGCGCGCGGCGAGCCCACGGCGGCGAUAUGAUGCCGAUGCGCGCGUGCGGUGCAUGUAUGAUCCGAAUUCCGAUGCAUUGACAGGCGGCACGCACGCAGCAUGCAUCGUCAGGGAAUAAUGCAUGGGCACCGUUUUGGGAACUUUAAGGAGCCUGGUCCUGCCUGCCUGCACGAUGCUUAUCGUAUCUGCACGCACGCUAGCUGCAGCUGUGAUCGCGCCGGAUUAUGAUAUGGAGAUGGAUGGAGACCCGAGUGUGGCGGCACCAGGCUGCUGCUGCUGCAGCACUGGACACUGGUAGUAUUCGCUGCACUCGAUCGCCCAGUCGCCCGGCAGCUUCAGCUGAUGAAGCGACGACACGCACAUCCAUUUUCUCUCGCUGUACUGCAUCGUUCGAGCCAAUGAACUUGGUAUGCAUGCAUCACUAUGGUAGCUAGCCUGUGUAUAAUGGCAUACAGAUUUGCUCAAAAAAAUAAUAAUAAUGGCAUACAGGAUAGAGACGUCGUCGUAUCCUUUUUCAGGGUGGUGCGUGCACCGUACAUGUUACAUGUAUGAUAUGGUCCUUACUCCGUCAAAGAUGUAAAGUUUGUGGAUUA
Molecule: messenger RNA, 1988 nt
Organism: Sorghum bicolor (sorghum)
Lineage: Eukaryota; Viridiplantae; Streptophyta; Magnoliopsida; Poales; Poaceae
Product: sugar transport protein 5
Exons: 4
Coding region: 409-1356 (315 amino acids)
Molecular function (GO): carbohydrate transmembrane transporter activity
Source: RefSeq, a predicted model, not a curated record